AUGAUCUUCUGUGAUCGCAUUCGCCACGACCUGAUGGAAAACAACAGCAAAUCCUUCACUAUUGUCGGCGGCGACUUGAACGGUCUCAAGGAAGUUUUGGCUUGGAUCAAACAGUGCAUUGCUGAACAGAGUAUCGUCAAGUUCAAAGAUCUCGACGACGACAAAUCCGACCUCUUCACUUCCUACGCCAAUGUUGUAAUUUCUGCUUACUACCUGGGCAUUCCGCCGCGCGACCUCUCCGACCAUAUCCUCAAACGAAUGUUCGCCAUCGCUCGUAAACAACUCAUGAGCUGGGAGGAAGUCGAGUGGUUCUACACGACCCAUUCGCUCGCGACACUCCCGGCCGAGAAAGAAAAGGCUAUCCGUGAAGUGGCUGCCACUUCUGUUUUCUGGGCAUGGUGGAAUGGCAAGCUUGACGAGAACGAGACACCAGAGGAGAUGAUGACUUUGAGCGUGUUGAGGCAGGAGAACAGCAAACUGGAUCAGGAUUUGCAUGAUUGGUGUUGGAGGAACGAGGCAGAAGUGAGGCAGAAGUGGGAGGAGAAGGACCAACUCAAGAAGUCUGCUCGUCAUGCGAAUGGCCAUCGCAGUGAAAGUGGAUAUGUGGUUGACGGCGCCAGUGAAGGUGGAUAUGGAGCCAGAUGGGAUGAGCCAGCAAAUGCGACUUCCACUACAGGGACCAAUGGCUGGGAUAACUUCAGCAGCGAAGAACCCCUGGGCCCACCCAACUCAACGGUGACCGUGGACUCUAGCGUUGACAUGGGAUCUGAUGGUAGGAACAUUUCUGCUUUGCCUCCUCUAGACGAGAUGGACGGGAUCAAUGGUGCCGCUGACUGGGCUGAGGAGGUCAGCGAGGUUACUCGGUUCAACAGCUCGCAGUGGUAG
Molecule: messenger RNA, 885 nt
Organism: Cladophialophora psammophila CBS 110553
Lineage: Eukaryota; Fungi; Ascomycota; Eurotiomycetes; Chaetothyriales; Herpotrichiellaceae
Exons: 2
Coding region: 1-885 (294 amino acids)
Source: RefSeq, a predicted model, not a curated record